This is a messenger RNA of Mytilus trossulus (common blue mussel), 1773 nucleotides long. RefSeq names its product monocarboxylate transporter 12-like. The record is from RefSeq and is a predicted model, not a curated record. Gene Ontology annotation, cellular component: membrane. Bases 1 to 1554 code for a protein of 517 amino acids. Gene Ontology annotation, molecular function: monocarboxylic acid transmembrane transporter activity. Gene Ontology annotation, biological process: transmembrane transport. The transcript is spliced from 5 exons. NCBI's taxonomy places the organism in Eukaryota, Metazoa, Mollusca, Bivalvia, Mytilida, Mytilidae.
AUGUCCAAACCUUUUGAAAAGAAAGAUGAAGAUAACGAUGCAAAUCACGACGUACAAGCUCCUGAUGGAGGUUGGGGAUGGAUUGUAGUAGUGGGUGCAGUGAUAAUUCACCUUCUAAUCGGAGGUGCUGUAAACACAUUUGGUGUAUUAUACGUUGAAUUAUUGGAAUUAUUCCACGAGAAUGCAAGUAAAACAGCUUGGGUUGGUUCCGUGGCUAACGCAAUGGCCUUAAUUUUCAGUCCACUCUCAAGUGCGUUGAGCACAAGGUUUUCCUGUCGCUCAAUGACUGUAGUCGGAGGGGUGUUUACGUCUAUUGGUUGGCUCACCACAGGAUUUAUGCCUAAAAUAGAGUAUAUGUUUUUAACUUACGGCCUUGUAGCAGGUAUUGGAAAGUCAUUGGCAAACAUCUCAAGUAUUAUAAUAGUAGGGAGAUGGUUUGAUAAAAGAAGAUCACUCGUUAACGGUCUUGCAACAGCUGGGUCAGGAGUAGGGACUUUUAUUUUUGCACCACUUUUGGAAUUUCUCCUGAGGAAAUACGGUUUCCAAGGAACAAUGCUGGUUAUGAGCGGUGUAAUGUUAAAUAUGUGUGUCUGUGGAUCUUUAUUUCUUUCUGUCCCCAAAAGCGCAAAGCACAAAGUAUCUAGUUUGGAAGGGAUUUCAAAUAAAGUAUUUACAAAUGAUGAAUCGACUGAUUUCGCUGUGGCUGCUGUUCAGGAAAGGAUUCAAAACAAAUCAGUCAACGAAAUUUCUAAUACAAUUAUAUCAGAGAAACUGAUCAAUGACAACAAUGAUAAAAAGUGCCGACAAUCAAUUAUUGAAAAAAACAAAACUGUAAAAGAUUAUUUCGAUUACACAUUACUGACAAAUAAUCGCUUUCUUUGUUUAUGUAUAUCUUUUAUGUUAGCAACGCUUGGCCACUCACCUGCAUCUAUUAUGUUGCCAGCCUUGGCAAUGCAAUUCAGUAUAAGAUCGAAGGAUGCAGCCAUCCUUUUGUCUAUAUCUGGGAUAGCGGAUAUUAUUGGACGUAUAAUGCUUGGAAUUUUAUGUGACAUUAAGUUUUUUAAGAAGAAUCGACAGAACUUGUAUGUGAUUGCUAUUUUCACAAGUGGCGUUUCUAGCAUAUGUUGUGUAUUUGCCAGCCAAUAUUGGCACUUUGUGUUAUAUUCCUGUAUUUUAGGAUUAUUUGCUGGCGGCUCAUACAAUGUGUUGCCACCAGUUAUUUUAGUGGACCUUCUCGGAAUAGAGAAUCUGGCCAGCUCAUGUGGUAUAGCUCUGUUAUUUCAAGGUCUUGGAUUCCUCGUUGGUCCACCUAUGGCAGGAUUUUUGACAGACAAGUUCGGCGCAUAUCAAUCCGGAUUUUACUUUGCAGGAGUUUCUAUGGUUACUAGUUCUAUUGUCGUAAUUCUCCCGGCUAUUUUUGAGAGACUGAAUAGAUCCAAAUACGAAAUAGAUAUAGCUGACAGAAAAGUUAAUGACUUUGAUUUAGCUGAACACAUAAAGAAUGAAACCAAGAUAUCAUCGGAAAUAACGAUGAUCAGGCUACAUGAAAGAUGAACUUGACAUAAGACAAAUCCAAAAUGUUAUCAUGUCAUAAUUAAUACAGAGAAAUUGAAAAUAAUCACUGGACAUUUAUGCAAUACAUAAUUGACACCGUUUUUUUUAAAUAAUUAUUGUAAAACUUAUUGUCGUAUUUGAAUAUUCAAAAUAAGACAAUGCGUGACAAAACCACGCAUCAAUAUUUUCGAUAUACACAUACGGCGAUUAUUUGUACUU